Messenger RNA from Acomys russatus (golden spiny mouse), 2581 nucleotides. It is a transcript of the gene Dzank1, whose product is annotated as double zinc ribbon and ankyrin repeat domains 1. The record is from RefSeq and is a predicted model, not a curated record. The transcript is spliced from 20 exons. Gene Ontology annotation, biological process: eye photoreceptor cell development. Gene Ontology annotation, molecular function: protein binding. NCBI's taxonomy places the organism in Eukaryota, Metazoa, Chordata, Mammalia, Rodentia, Muridae. Bases 259 to 2469 code for a protein of 736 amino acids.
AGAAUGGCCUUUCUCAUUUGGUUGGGAGGGAUCCAGGCGUCUCGGACUGCCUUGAGAGGAUAUGACGCGGGUCCGGGUCCUGUCUGGGCAGAGAGGAGAUAGAUGGUCCAGGUGAAGGAUGUUGGGAGAUGCGGGUGGCAUGACACCGACAGCAGGCUGCAGUGUGGACCUAGCGAAUCAGCCUUCUCUGUCUCCGUCGCGUGAGGUCCAUUGAUCACUCCAGCCUUCCAAGGACAGCUAAUAGCUAACCGAGAAAACAUGACUGCUGGUUCAGUGUGUGCCCCUCAGAUCAUACCACUGCGAGUGCCUCAGCCUGGAAAAGCUAACCAUGAAAUUGACACGAAUACUCUUUUGGAAAUGAAAUCUGAUACCCCAGAUGUCAACAUAUAUUACACCCUGGAUGGCAGCAAACCUGACUACCUAAAGAAAAUUGGUUCUGGUGAAAAUAACACAUUUAAGUAUAUAAAACCUAUUACUCUGCCUGAUGGAAAAAUACAAGUUAAAGCUGUUGCUGUUUCUAAAGACUGCAGACAGAGUGGGAUUGUAACAAAGGUGUUUCAGGUAGACUAUGAACCACCGAAGAUGGUCUUUUCUGAAGACACUGUUGAAGAUGCUCUCACGGGGUUUUCAAAGCAGGAACCGAAAAAUGGGUUUGUUGGACCAAAAUUAAAGAAGAAGUAUAAGAAUGCUGACGACAAACCCACCUGGAAUGGUCACCUCAGGCGGCUGCCAGACCUCAAGGUAGGCGAAAGAGCAGACCCUAAAACUCCGAAAGAUCUUCGCUUCUCAGAGAGGCCACUGGCAAUCCCAGCCUACCAUGAGGGAUCGGGUUCCAGACUGCCCGCUCACCAGACCCAGUCCCCUGGCUUUGCACAUAUUACUGGCCAGAAGAGUCUGACAAGCACUGAGGUCAUGAGGAUCCAGAGGGAGACGGACUUCCUCAAGUGUGCCCACUGUCUGGCGUCCCGCCCAUCUGAUCCUUUUGCUCGCUUUUGUCACGAAUGUGGCGCUCCUGUCCCACCCAUAUUUGGCUAUCGUCUUCCACCCCCAGAAGGGGCUCAGAUGGGUCUGUGCACAGAAUGUGGAAGUAUGGUUCCCAUGAACACCCCCAUCUGCGUGGUGUGCGAGGCUCCUCUUGCUCCCCAGCUGCGGCCUCAGGCCAGCCUCCACCUGAUGGAGAAGGUGGUCUGUCGCACCUGUGGCACUGGGAAUCCUGCUCACCUGAGAUACUGUGUCACCUGUGAGGGGGCCCUGCCUGCAGCACAAGAGCUUGGCAUUUCUGCUACCCACUGUGUCUGCCCAAAAUGCGGGGCCAGCAAUCAUCUGUCUGCCCGAUUCUGUGGCUCCUGUGGUAUUUAUGUGAAGUCCAUAACAAGAUUUAGGAUGAACAACAGCUUGGCCCUGGUUGCUGAGGGACCUCAUGCAUUUUCUGAGCCCCGAUCUGCCUGGCAGCCUCUAAAUGUCUCUCUGCCCACAUCUGCUGCUGAGUCUAAGAAGGACACGGGCACGCAGACCUCUGGCCUGCUCUACCCAUCUGGCAAGCUCCUGGCGAAGAAGGAGCUGGAGGCUGCAUCUCACAGGCAGCGACAGGAGAAGAUGAGUGACCACAGGCCGGUCCUCACGGCCGUCAGCCCAGGAAGAGGCUACUGGAGAAAGCAGUUGGACCACAUCUCUGCUCACCUCAGGUCCUAUGCUCAGAACAACCCUGAUUUCCGGGCCUUGAUUGCAGAACCCAGGAUGGGAAAGCUUAUCUUUGCUACUGUCCAUGAAGAUGGCUAUGAAGUUAGCAUCAGGCUGAACUAUAUUCAAGUCUCAAACAAGAGCCUGUACCUCAACAAGUCAGUGAAUCUCAGUGACCACUUUCUGAGCAGUGUCACCGAAGGUGGCAAUGAGCUGUAUGGCAGCAGGCCCAGCUUGGUGAGUGCCUACAGCCAGAGCACCUCAGACACUCCCGAUAGUGUCAAGAAGACGAAGAGUCUCAAGACCAAAAACUUCCACAGAAACCCAGAACCACUCACACCUGAAAGCAGACUCCUGCUGGAGGAAGUUGGCCCUGCAGGGAAAGGAAGACUGUCUGUGCUGGAACAGCUGCUAGAUGAAGGAGCAGACCCUAACUGCUGUGAUGGUCAGGGGCGACCUGCUGUUACUGUGGCUGUUGUGAACAAACACCAUGAAGCCAUUCCAGUUCUCGCUCAGAGAGGAGCAGACAUCGACCAGCAGUGGGGACCGUUCAGAAACACAGCUCUUCAUGAAGCAACUCUGCUUGGCCUGGAAGGAAGGGAGAGCAUCGCCACUUUACUGGGGUGCAAUGCAAACACCCAAAAGAAGAACUCAAGAGGCCAGACAGCAUAUGACAUAGCUUUGGAGAUUGGGGAUGACCUCACAUCUUCGCUGUUUGCCACUAAAUUCAGCCAAGGUCUAGAAGACCAACUUUCCCCACCUGGGAACCACAUCUUAAAUGACAUUUAGAUCUGAGGUACUCAGGAGGCUGCAAAGAGACCACAGUUAUAGCUGUCCUUAUUUAAGUGUUAAGAAUUAUGGUUGAAAAGAGCUCAUAAGACUUAAGAGUGUGUGUGUGUGU